Doryrhamphus excisus (bluestripe pipefish) is the source of this 1880-nucleotide messenger RNA. Its product is annotated as ubiquitin-conjugating enzyme E2 L3-like. Lineage: Eukaryota; Metazoa; Chordata; Actinopteri; Syngnathiformes; Syngnathidae. The record is from RefSeq and is a predicted model, not a curated record.
CUUAAACAGUCCAACUCUAAAUCUCUCUUAGUACAACUGAUCAUAACAACACCAAAACACAUUUUGCCCUCUGCUUACAUUAGCACAGAGGCGAGCCUUGGUUAUCAACACAGUUACCAAAACACCCAAGGAUAUGUCCAAAAACAAGCACUCAAACCUUGUGCGCUCAUGACGCGUCUGUCAGCUAUAAAACCACGUAACAAAGACUAAACACGUUGUGUUUCACCUCAAAUGUACGUCAGUGAAUGUAAGUUAAAUUAUUCGCUCGUUCGGGUUAGCAGACGUCAGCUACGCCAAUGUUAGCUAGCUGGUUAGCUUUCAGUGCUGGGCUUGUAUACCUGCUUUAUUAUUCCUUCAUUCUGCUGACGUCUUCUCGGCUCAACUCCGCUGUCGUCGAGCUGGCAAACGCCAUCGCCGCCGUAGUGGACUCAUGUUCAAAUUGUCAAGAGAAAGCUUUGUUGUUAAAUUAAUUUGACGGUUCAAGUCUUAAAUCUACGCUGCGGCGGCCAUCUUGGAUAGACCUGUGGAUCAGCGGAGAAACUCAGCACGCCUCUCGAACCUCCUCACUGGCUACAAAAACUAUCAACAAGACCUCCUCCAAGGUUGAAAUAUUUGUGAGUCACACAAUGACCUAUAUAACCAAGCAUCUUAAUAGUUAAUAGAGGUGGAAGCUUACCUAGACUUAUAUAAACAGGUUAAAAUUAUGUACACGCGUUUGUUUGUGUUAUUUUAAAAGAGGUUUUAUGACGCAAAUUAGUAAAAAAAAAGAAGUAAUCAUCAGAAAGAUGCCAUGCUUGCCAGUACAAACGGUACAGAAAAAGGAUGGAUGACGAGUUUGCCUUUAAUCCAUUUCAAACAAGCUGUGUUUAUGAUCCGUCAUGUAAGCGUCACAUCCGGCCAACAGGGGGAGCUGACCAAGCAAGAAGCAGAGAUUGUCGAAGAAGAACACAGACCAACAACAACACUACUGCUUACUGUCAACAUGAUUUCAACCAGAAGACUAAGCAAGGAACUUGAGGAAAUCCGUAAAUCUGGAUUUAAAGAAUUCCGUAACAUUGAAGUGGACGAAUCAAACAUUUUGAACUGGCAAGGGCUCAUUGUUCCUGAAAGCCCCCCCUAUGACAAAGGAGCCUUCCGGGUGGAGAUCAACUUCCCCACAGAAUACCCUUUCAAACCUCCUAGGAUCACCUUCAAGACCAAAAUCUACCAUCCUAACGUGGACGAGAAGGGUCGUGUGUGUCUGGCUAUCAUCAGUGUUGAGAACUGGAAACCUGCGACCAGGACAUCACAAGUCAUACAGUGUCUCAUCUCCCUGGUGAACGUCCCGCAGCCUGAGCGUCCCCUGAGGGCAGACCUGGCCGACGAAUACACGGAAGACCUAGAUCAGUUCAUGAGGAACGCGGAGGAGUUCACAAGGACACACAGCGAGACACGACCAGAGGACUGACAUGAUUCAGUUAUUCGAGAACCUUCGCUCUUUUAGCACUUUGCCGCAGAGACUUGUCUCUCUUGAAGACUUUAUGGUGACCAGUCAGGCUGCGGCCUCUCGCUGUCACUUUUUUUUUUUUAUUAUAAAAAAAACGAGCAGAAUGUGUCCUGAAGCAUUUUGUUUGUAAUCACUUAGAAAUGUACGCUUGAGGUGUGCUGCUGCUUGUUGUCUGGAAGGUUAGCAGCAUAUGAAGAAUGUUUGAUAGCGAUGGACAUGACUGUCGUGUCUGUUGGGACAAGAAGUAAGUGUGCUUCGGCACGGCUUGAAAAUAUUUGCAUCUCUUAUUUUCUUUUAUGGUCAUUUGUUCAUUUAAUCUCCCAAACUGUUUAGGCUCACUGUUGAUUUUACAGGAUAAUAAAUUAUACACUAAGACAUUACCACCGUUUUGUAC